AUGAUCGAGAUUAAAUCCCUCUCCCAAUUUAACGCUCUCAAACCAACUCCCCUUCUCAUUAUAGACUUCUAUGCCACCUGGUGUGGUCCCUGCAAGCAAAUAUCCCCCGUAUUCUCGAGGCUUUCCACCCAGCAUUCCACGUCAGCGAACGUCAUAUUCGCCCAAGUCGACGUCGACAAGGCGAAAGAUGUAGCGCAGCUCUGCGGCAUCUCCGCGAUGCCGACCUUCCAGUUCUUCCGGCAGGGCAAGAAGGUCGACGAGGUGAAGGGCGCCGACGUGCAGCAGCUCACCACGAAGAUUGGAUACUACGCCGGGGCUGUGGCGAAGGAGGGUCCCGUCCCGACUGCGAACAAGUCAGGGGGAAGUGCUUCCUCGGUGGAGACGAAGAAGGGACCCGGGAGCCUCAGAGAGAGUGUGGAUGGUGAGAGGGGACGCCUGUUGGGAGCGACGCUGCUGAGCUCGGUGCGGAAUAUCGCUGCGCCGCCACCGGCAGGCUACGCGUUGAGCUCGGUGGGGGGGCCGAGGAUCCUGGCACAUAUCCCCUUUACGACGGCGGUGAUACCGUCGAGUAUCACGCUGAAGAUUGAUGCGAAGUCUCUCUCUUCGGCGCCGUCCCGGAUCACGGUCGGUAGUAAUGCGGCGGUUGUGGUACGGAAGUUGGAAGACGGUACCGAGAUGAAUGAUUUGGAUAUGGAGGGGAGUAUGGCGAAGGCGGAGAAUACGCAGGCUUUCAAUCUUUUCUCGGAUGAGUAUGUGGAGGGGAAGGUAGAGCUGAAGUUGAAGGGGAGUAAGUUUGGCGGGGGAGCGGGAGUGAGGAGUCUGCUAGUGAGGAUCGAGAAAAAUCUGAGUGGGGAGGAUGGCGUGGUUACGAAGAUUGGAGAGAUGGAUAUUAUCGGGGUUAAGGUCUAUUUCUCGUUCGCGUUCUCAUCUGGGACCACCGUUCUCUUCGGCGUCGACAUCCCGAGGUUGAAACAGAAGCCGGCAGUGCUUUCCAACCUUCGAGAGCGUAAAAGCCUGCUGCAUCUGCUCUAG
Drepanopeziza brunnea f. sp. 'multigermtubi' MB_m1 is the source of this 1032-nucleotide messenger RNA. Lineage: Eukaryota; Fungi; Ascomycota; Leotiomycetes; Helotiales; Drepanopezizaceae. The record is from RefSeq and is a predicted model, not a curated record.